Messenger RNA from Trematosphaeria pertusa, 3012 nucleotides. RefSeq lists its product as uncharacterized. Bases 332 to 3004 code for a protein of 890 amino acids. The record is from RefSeq and is a predicted model, not a curated record. NCBI's taxonomy places the organism in Eukaryota, Fungi, Ascomycota, Dothideomycetes, Pleosporales, Trematosphaeriaceae. The transcript has 5 exons.
CGAUCUUCAGGACGCCAACCGCACCACGACCGAAGAGGGCAAGUAAGCGAACUCCGGUGGACUGAGCCUCAUACCUUAAUCUCUGGUCACACGAAAGUCCGAAUGCGCCUUCCUUCUCGAGAUGUAGCUGUUGGUAGUCCGGGGCCCGAGUUGGAGCGUUUUUCUGGCCAUGAGCGCACGCACGAGAAUGCGGCUCUGAGCUGGAGCUCCUUUCCUGAUUCGGAAACGCUUGGGGUUUCAGACGCGGCAGACACGAGGGGUGCGCGUCGACAUCACCUCCCGCACCCCACGCAGCCGGCCCCGAUGAGGGGUUAGUAGUCCUGUAAUCGAAAUGGACUUUUGGACGAGGCUCCUGGGCGGCUCGUCGCAGAAGAGGCAGGCCGCGGCGAACGAUCCCCAACAGCGUCUGGCACGCUUCAAGCAGCGGUACAACAACGUCCUGCAAACAUGGCAGAAAACCGAUUCGCUGGCGCAGGACCGCGAGGCCCUGGGCAACAUCCGGCGGGGGUUCCAGGGCCUUACCAAGAUGCUCGACGACGAAUCCCGCCUCCCAGCACCGCACCUCUGCCUGAGCUUCGCCGCUGCCCAGCAGAUAUACACGGCCGUCUCCAAGAUCGCAGCGACCUCGCACGAUGAGGGCAUGGUCCGAGAUGCCGUGCAGUUCUACAAUGCGCUUAUCGAUAGCGAGGAGGAGGAUUUCCUGGAGAACGACGUGUUCGCCGUGUCGCUGAUGAACUUCAUCGGCCGGUCCAUAGGGUCGGGCAGCAUGGGCGUCGGAGAGGACAUCGAGGCCGACAUCGUGGAGCUGCUGUUCGGCAUCUCUGCGAAGAUCAGGUUGCAGCCCGAGAUUCUGCCCGUCUGGUUCACCACCGCGUCCGCAGACGCGAACGGGCGGGUCGUGAAUCAGAAAGUGGACUUCGCGGGUGUCACGCAGAAGGAGGAUUUCCCCCUGUGCUACCAGCUCAUCGACCGGGUCCAUCACGAAGGUCGAAUAGGAGAAUUUGCCCGCAUGGGUCUUCUGUACAUCUUCGAGUCGGCAUCCAAGGCCAUCACCCUGGAGCAAUGGAUAGUCAACAGCGACCUCCCUACGCUCAUGGCGACCGGUCUCGGGGCGUUAUACAGUCAGCUCAGCAGGAAACUGUCGAUUCUGCAUCCGCAGGAGAGCCUACCGCUCAUCUUGCAGCUUUCAGACUAUGCAGAAAUGCGGCCGAACGCGCAAGCAGAGAGUCUCUUCUCAGAAGACUUUCAAAAUCACAUGGUCACUUUCCUCUCAUACCUUACGUUCUGGCAGGAUGUGCUUGAACACUGCAAUUCCCUCGACGUCAGGCAUACUUUGAUUGAUCAUUUCCAGGUCCUAUUCCUUCAGCAGUUACUAUACCCCUCGCUCCUAGAGUCUUCUGAUGUCGACGGCGGCUCCUCCGUGGCUGUGCUCACGUAUCUACGACGCAUCCUCGACGCACUGGACCAUCCAGAGCUAGUGCAUAUGAUUCUGCAUUAUCUACUCAAUCUCUCCGACUACUCCGCUACCUCUCCCAGAGCUCCUCGCUCUCCGGCGGCGUUGAAGCGGCGGCAGUCGCUGAUGCUCCUAAAUGCUCCGAAGGAGGAAGAUGACCGGCUCAAUCCUUCGCUGUUCAAUCUGGUCGACCUGGUUGUGGGCAACACGGAUUCGCGGAAUCCGCAGACCGUCAUUGCGGCUUUGAAACUGACUACCGUCCUUCUCGGAAAGAACCACGGUUACGCCCUGAACUCUAUGGUUAAGAUCAUGACUGUUAACAACAAACAACCUCACCGAACCAUCGGCGCCUUGAAUGUCGAGCUGGAAACAUACCUCAACCUGGCAAUCAGCCUUGCGGGCGAAAGCGCCGUCGAUGAAGCAUACGAGAGCCAUCUGAAAGAUAAGCUGAGCCUGUUAGAAAAUCACCCAUGCUCUCUGAAGGCCCUUGCUCUCCCAACAACGCCGUUGCAGAGCCCCGGCUACUUUGACUCAGAUGUCGGCCCACGCGACGUUCCCCCACAUUAUUUAUUACCCGAGGACCCACUGUUCAAGACGCUCGUCGAGCUCCUACUCAGGUUCCUGACUAAUGAUAUCGAGACGAAUCUCGCUCUUACGGAAGCUAUUAUCACACUUGGGAGUUGUUCGCAGCUACGCCUCGAAGGAUGGCUGUCGGUCGAACCUACGGACUACCAUUUCCUGGACGUUAUUCCAGAGCCCAUGGACCUUUCUAACCCGGGGCUGCGCGAGAUGCACAGAGCAAGCCGGCAGCCGACAUGGGAUCCUGCUGCUACACCACAGCUGCUUGCAUGCUUGCAACAGCUUCAGACACAGGUCGAAGCGCUACGAGCCGAUAUCCAAGAUUGGGACGAGCAUGUUGCCAAUCGGAAAGAUGCAUUCCGCUUCCACGAAGAAAUGAACGAGGCAAUGAAGUCAUCUACGCCGCAGCCUAAGCCCGCACGCCCGUCUACAGAAGUACAGCCCGGUUCAUGGACUCCGCAAGUGCCCAAGCAUAUCAAGGAGGCGUCUGCCACGCCAUCCAGAGCGCAAACCCCCAGAGGAAGAAAGGAAGGCGCAGACCUGCGACACACCCCAACGGCUUCUCCCGCACCUUCCAGGCUCGGCGGCCCAACCCUUGUCGGAUCGCCCUCCCGCGGCAUGUCACCACUACCCGCACCACAAGCAUCAAAACGCCAGACUACACUCUUCACAGACAUCGAUGCUAAUCUAGCAUCCGUAAGGCACUCUGACUUCCUGAGACGCCGCAUCCGUUUCCGUAGGCCGGCCGGCUCGCAGACGGUGGAAGUCAUGUUGUCCAAAUACCAGCCGCCUCCGAGAGAAGAUGACGAUGCGACGACUGGUGCGGAGAGCGAAAAGGAGAAGGAUGAUGUACGAGAGGCAAGUUUACUACAUAUCAUUACGAAUGUAAUAAUUUUACAGGAGUUCGUGCUGGAGCUGGUAGCGCUCAUGCAGGUUAGAGCGAGUCUGUUUAGUGAGAUUAAGUUUGCUUGAGCUUGGUU